AUUAUAAUUUAAAAGUUUUAGUCCAAGAGGAAUUAAUAAAUAACAAUGGAUAAUCCACCCGUAAAACGUUUUACUCGCAAACGUAAAAAGUCGUUUAUAACAAACGCAAAAAAAUAUGGUAAAAAGGGUUGUUAUGGAAGGGGGGUGCAACUAGAGCCAGAUCUGUACAAUUAUUUAAUAGAAAUUGUUACACACUUCAAGCAAAUUGAAAAUAACGAAGAGAAAAACUUGUUUGUAUGUAAUGUUUUUGAACAAAUGGAAAACCAAGAGGAGAACUGCUGUUAUAACCAAGUUGGUUGCAGAGUUAUAGAGACGUUAUUGCCAUUUGCCAGUGACUCUAUAAUAAACAAAUUUAUAGAGAUUAUAUCAAAAGACUUGAGGCGAUCUUGUACUGAUACUUUUGCUAGUCACGUUGUUGAAACAAUUUUUUUGCAAUGUUACAAGAAAACAGCUAAAAAAAAUAACUCCGAAUUAUAUGAAGAAUAUACAGAUUUUGUUCUGAAGGUUGCAAAAUUUCUUCUUAACAAUCUAGAAGAUUUUGUAUGGGACACUUAUGCAAAUCACAUCAUAAGGACUGUUUUACAAACCUUUGCUAUGAUCACAGAUAAUAGUGAAAAUAAAAACAUGAGUAUAGAUAAGAAAAUCGAAACUGAAUCAAAUUUAGUUGAAAUAUCUGAUGAGUACAAAGCAAUUAUUAAAGAUUAUGCAGAAAGAAUUGUGACAUGGCCUCAAUUUUUGGAUUUGGCUUAUAAUGACUUAACGUCUGGUUUACUUCAAAUACUUAUUAAAUCAGUAGCGAAAUUGUAUCCUAAAUUAUUAAAAUCUUAUUUUAAAAAAUUAGUAGAUGACUGUUUUGUGGUUGAAUUUGAAAAAACUAAAGAAAAUUCUUAUGAAAAUGAACUUUAUCCAAAACCUGUUAUAGCCUUAUUGGAAACCUUCUUGCAACAUUCUACUUCGAAAAUAUUUACUCAAAUAUAUGCCAAAUUAUUUUAUUCUAAAUUGGCUUUCCUUGCAAAAGAGAGAAAUACAAACUUUGCCGUUCAGAAACUGUUAGAUAAUUGCAAAGAGAAAACAGAAUUUGAACCAAUUUUUGACGAAUUAAUUGAUCAUCUUGAAGAAAUAGCCAGUAAACAACAUACUGGAGUCAUUUUGUCCUUGGGGAAUGCUUGUAAACGAUUGUCUACCAAACAGGGCAGUUUUAUCAUGGCAAUUUUUAAGCUAUUUAAUUGUGUUGAACCACUAGAAAGACAAAACAGCAUAGUUUUAUGUCUUUCAAAAUGGGAAAAAUUUGAAGAUAUUACCAAAAAUGAUAAAAGUGAAUAUUCAUCGUUGGACAAACAAAAAUUUAAUUUACAUGGAACUUUGCUUGCUCAAUUACUGCUAAAUUUCAAUAAACCCAUAAAAUUGGUCAACAGUAUAUUAAGUUUUGAUUCGAACGAUUUGAAAGGGAUGUUUUCCAACAGUAUGGGCUGCCAUAUAGUCGAUUCUUAUGUGAAAAGUCCAUAUGUAGGAGAGAAGAGUAGGGAAAAACUUAUUAAAAAAAUGCAGGGAACUUAUCCAGAGUUGGUGUCUUCCAAAUAUGGUUCUAGAAGUUUUGAUGCUUUAUGGGAAGUUGCCACUUUGAAAAUGAAACUGAUGAUUAUGAACGAAUUGUCUCAAAAGGAUGCAUCCUGGUCUAAUUCACAAUUUGGAAGGAUCAUUGCCAGCCGAAUAAACUUAACUUUAUUCAAACGUAAUAAAGAAGAAUGGACCAGUUCACUUAAUAAAAGUAAAGACAAAACAAAGAAUUGUUUAAUUGAAAUAUUCAAAUAAUUUUUGUUGUAUUUAUUUUAUAGUGUCUAAUUGUUUUAAUAUAAAAAUUUUUUAUAAUACAA
This is a messenger RNA of Agrilus planipennis (emerald ash borer), 1874 nucleotides long. RefSeq names its product nucleolar protein 9. Lineage: Eukaryota; Metazoa; Arthropoda; Insecta; Coleoptera; Buprestidae. The transcript has 5 exons. Gene Ontology annotation, cellular component: nucleolus; 90S preribosome; preribosome, small subunit precursor. The coding region runs from base 46 to 1812 and encodes 588 amino acids. The record is from RefSeq and is a predicted model, not a curated record. Gene Ontology annotation, molecular function: RNA binding. Gene Ontology annotation, biological process: endonucleolytic cleavage to generate mature 5'-end of SSU-rRNA from (SSU-rRNA, 5.8S rRNA, LSU-rRNA); endonucleolytic cleavage in 5'-ETS of tricistronic rRNA transcript (SSU-rRNA, 5.8S rRNA, LSU-rRNA); endonucleolytic cleavage in ITS1 to separate SSU-rRNA from 5.8S rRNA and LSU-rRNA from tricistronic rRNA transcript (SSU-rRNA, 5.8S rRNA, LSU-rRNA).